AAUGGCACUGCCUGCGUGUGCAGCCCGGGCGCUCGGGCCGCCGUUGCAACCGGAGCGAGAAGCGCCCGCCCGCACCACCUGUCCCCGCCGGCAUUCCAGAGUAGAGGCCGAAUUGGCAGCAAGCCGGCCCGGAUCAGUCGCCGCCUCAGUCCGCGCGGGCCCUCCUAGGGGUGUGUCUCGCGGAUUCAACUCCCAGCCGCUCCUGGACGAGCCCCUAAAGGCUUCUUCCUCUCUGGCGGGAGCCGCGCGCGCCCCUCUCUUCGCGCUGCUGGCCCGAGGCCGCCGCAGGCGGAUGCACGACCUCAGGAGACGCUGGGACCUGGGCUCCCUCUGCCGGGCCCUGCUCACCCGGGGCCUGGCCGCCCUGGGCCACUCGCUGAAGCACGUGCUCGGCGCGAUCUUCUCCAAGAUUUUCGGUCCCUUGGCCAGCGUCGGGAACAUGGAUGAGAAAUCCAACAAGCUGCUGCUGGCUUUGGUGAUGCUCUUCCUAUUUGCCGUGAUCGUCCUCCAAUACGUGUGCCCCGGCACAGAAUGCCAGCUCCUCCGCCUGCAGGCGUUCAGCUCCCCGAUGCCGGACCCGUACCGCUCGGAGGAUGAGAGCUCCGCCAGGUUCGUGCCCCGUUACAAUUUCAGCCGCGGCGACCUCCUGCGCAAGGUAGACUUCGACAUCAAGGGCGAUGACCUGAUCGUGUUCCUGCACAUCCAGAAGACUGGAGGCACCACUUUCGGCCGCCACCUGGUGCGCAAUAUCCAGCUGGAGCAACCGUGCGAAUGCCGCGUGGGUCAGAAGAAAUGCACUUGCCACCGGCCGGGUAAGCGGGAGACCUGGCUCUUCUCCAGGUUCUCCACGGGUUGGAGCUGCGGACUGCACGCCGACUGGACCGAGCUCACCAGCUGCGUGCCCGCCGUGGUGGACGGCAGGCGCGACGCCAGGCUGAGACCGUCCAGGAACUUCCACUACAUCACCAUCCUCCGCGACCCAGUGUCCCGGUACCUGAGUGAGUGGAGGCAUGUCCAGAGAGGGGCGACGUGGAAAGCAUCCCUGCAUGUCUGCGACGGGAGGCCCCCAACCUCCGAAGAGCUGCCCAGCUGCUACACUGGAGACGACUGGUCUGGCUGCCCCCUGAAAGAGUUCAUGGACUGUCCCUAUAACCUAGCCAACAACCGCCAGGUGCGCAUGCUUUCUGACCUGACCCUCGUCGGCUGCUACAACCUGUCGGUCAUGCCCGAAAAGCAGAGGAACAAGGUCCUCCUGGAAAGCGCCAAAUCGAAUCUGAAGCACAUGGCGUUCUUCGGCCUCACCGAGUUUCAGCGGAAGACCCAGUAUCUGUUUGAGAAAACCUUCAACAUGAACUUUAUUUCGCCGUUUACCCAAUAUAACACCACUAGGGCCUCUAGCGUAGAGAUCAAUGAGGAAAUCCAAAAGCGCAUUGAGGGACUGAACUUUCUGGAUAUGGAAUUGUACAGCUAUGCAAAAGAUCUCUUUUUGCAAAGGUAUCAGUUUAUGAGGCAGAAGGAACAUCAGGAAGCUAGGCGGAAGCGUCAGGAACAACGCAAAUUUCUGAAGGGAAGGUUCCUUCAGACCCAUUUCCAGAGCCAGAGUCAGGGCCAGAGCCAGAAUCCGAGUCAGAAUCCGAGUCAGACCCCGAACCUAAAUGCCAAUCAGAAUGUGACUCAGAAUCUGAUUCCGAAUCUGAUUCCGAAUCUGACUCAGAGCUCGGGUCAGAAUCCGAGCCCGAAGGAGAACCGGGAAAGCCAGAAGCAGAACCCUGGCCAAGAGCAGAGCGAUGGCAACACCAGCAAUGGCACCCAUGACUACAUAGGCAGUGUAGAGAAAUGGCGCUAAAUGGCUCCCAAAGGCUUUUGCACACUUCUCCCAAAGCGCCAGUCAAAAUAGGGCAAGUCUUCAAACAUGAGAGUGUCCAGACACAUCCUGCUUCCUUAGGUUUGGAAGUUAAAAAGGUUAAGAUGUUGCCUUUACAGUUGCCUUUCAAUUCAGUGUUCUACUGUGCGUGGGUAAAACAAAUUUCAAUAUGCAAUUAAAUUGUCUUUUUUUUUGGUUCGUGGGGAAUUUAUAAAAUCCAAAAGGCAAACCAGACUCAUCAGAAAUUGCUGUUUAGAUAUUUUCAGGAGUUCUUAAAUUAGUCAUAGAGACAAAAUGAAAACAUAAAAUAUGGCCGUUUAACUUAUAGCUAAGAAAUGGACUUUACAUUAUUCAUGAUACACUGUUGAAACCCAGUCUUGGAAGCAAACAUUUUUUUCCAGGGCUAAGCAUGAAUAUAACACAAAAGAAACUAAAAUUAAACACGAAACUGUUCAUUUUCUUCUGAUUUUAACAAGGAAUCUAUUUAAACAGAAUAAGAACUGAUGGCAGAGUUUACCAAACUGUAGAAAACGAAAAACUUCUCUCCCAAACAUGGGUAGUUUUAUGUAAAAAUAUUGGCUUUCGAGUAGAACGGGACUCAUAUCUUGUUAUUUCAGAGAUGUUUAAAAUUUUAAACUUUUUCUGCCUUCUACUAUUUAAAGGUUUUAAACAGGGUGUAUCUCAUAUUAAAUAAAACACUUUUUCCAAAUGGAGUACCAAUGCAAAGAUCUAAUUUCCAGAUGAUUUCUGGGCACUGUAAUUUCAACAAUUCUGGACUCUUUUUGGCGCUGCUUCUCAUUCAUUUUAAAGCUUCUCCGAGCUGUGCUCAUUCCAAACUAACCCGUUUUAGAAUCUUUCUUCAUCAUCUAAAUGGUGUGUUGCUGAAUUCAUUGUGAUAAUAUAAUCCUGGAUUAAAGUCAGGACUUUCUUUCUGUAGAACUGUCUUAUCAAUGUUUGUGUAGUGAGGUCCUUAUCAAGAAACUCUUGAACAGGAUAAUGUGUCUUAAAAUAUUGCUCAAGUUACUAUUCUUGAUCAGAUAGAAUUAAACCUGAAUGUGAAUGAAUUGUUAUUUACUUUUUGUGCAUUUUUAUUGUAAUGUUUCCAGUAGGGCUGGCUAUUUUCUAGCCCAUUAGUUCUUUUUCGUGUUGACAGAGUAUAGACAAUUACAAGAGAAAAAACAAGGGUAGAAUAAGCACUAGGAUAGUCAGCAUUAUUCAGUAACACCAAAAGCUUUACCUCCAUACUUUGGGUGAACCGUGUACCAGGUUUUGUUUUGAGAAAACAAAAGGCAGGAGUGUUCUGCAUUGAGGUUAAACAUCAGAAGCAUAUGGAUUGAAGAAAGUGAUUUGGUAUUGGAAGUCUGUGCAGAAAUACUUUUAGGGUAUCAACUGCGAAUUGCGCAGGGCAAAAAGAAGGAUGUAACCCUCCGUGCAAGCAGGCAUCCUGAUUCUGGGCAGUUUCCAUUUUACGGGUUUUGCUAUCCUUUCGUAAGGACUUACGCUAAGCCCCUGGCUGUCAAUCAAAAAAGCAACUGGAAGUGGCAUUUAUGUUUUCACGAGGGACAUGCUUAGAAGUGUGACCAUAAAGUCACAUCUUGUACAAUCUGCUCAUUUGCAUGAUCUAGUUUCAUCUGUAAUAAUAAGGCCACAAGCUGGACAAGAAGCUGAGUACUUGGUUAAAAAAUAAAUGUUCUUGACUCUGCACUUGUAUCAGUAGAUCUAAAUUUUGUUUUGUCCGACAGUAUCGCAGUCCUGGGAAUCUGAGAACUGGAAAACUGAAAGGAAAAAAAUUUUCAAAAUCCAAAACAUCUUGAAGUCAAAUUGUUUUAGAGUGAAACUAUUUUGUGUACUUUGUGUUUUUAAACUAAUGAUUCUGUAGAUCACUGUGGUAUUUCAAUUUUGUUUUGUUUUGAUUGAUAUUGUUUGCUCUUAAAACUGAUAGGUACUGCUGGAAAGCAGGAUGAAGCCCGAGCCAGUGGAAAAGCUUGUUACAGAAAAAAUAUUUUGUGUUAUUGCUGUGGUGUGCAUGGUUUGCAGAGAUUAAGUGCAUUUUCUCUGUCUAUACUGAUUUAUUGUAUAUAGGGGAUGUUAUAAAUAUACAUUUUGGUCACCAUCAUGUAAAUCCCAUGAUUUUGACUGUAAACAUCUUUCCAGUGGUGUAGCUUUACAAACCAUUCACUGAUUUUUGUGU
This is a messenger RNA of Balaenoptera ricei (Rice's whale), 4055 nucleotides long. It is a transcript of the gene HS6ST2, whose product is annotated as heparan sulfate 6-O-sulfotransferase 2. The transcript has 3 exons. The record is from RefSeq and is a predicted model, not a curated record. Gene Ontology annotation, cellular component: membrane. Gene Ontology annotation, molecular function: heparan sulfate 6-sulfotransferase activity. Lineage: Eukaryota; Metazoa; Chordata; Mammalia; Artiodactyla; Balaenopteridae. Bases 2 to 1846 code for a protein of 614 amino acids.